GUCCCCCUCCCAGAAAGAAUAGACUUUCCGCCAUUGGCAUCGCAUUGAGACGCUGCAUCUUCCAUUCUCGGACCGGGCGAUUCUGUUUGCUGCAGCCGAGCUUUGGCCGAAAGGACUUCUAGAUCUUUACAGAACAGGAUAUUUUCUGUGUCCUUCCCUGCUCUGCUCAUGCCUACCACAGGAAUAGGACUUCCUAAUUAUUUGCUGAAAGAAUUAAAGAAUAAGCCAGACCUGAAAUAAACUUCCAGUACCUACAGUAAAUGAAAUAGAAGAGGACUCCAUAUAACCCUGUAUUAAGAGGAAUGGAGAUUGCCUCUGUCCACUUAGAUUCAUAAGCUGUCCCGAAGUGAUCUUGGCAUCAGGGAAGGGAGUGUUCAGGCACAUUUCACCAUCAGCAUCACGGGAUGGCAGCCAUUGAUUUGUCCCAUGGUCUUCUUUCUAGAGAGCCUGUCUACAUCUAUGAAGAAAAUACAGAGGAGGAAGAGACGGUGACUGACAACCAGGCAAAUUGUUACCAGGAUUCAGUGACCUUUGAUGAUGUGGCUGUGGAGUUCACCCCAGAUGAGUGGACGUUACUGGACCUGACUCAGAGAAACCUAUACAGAGAGGUGAUGCUAGAGAACUACGAAAACUUGACCUCAGUAGGAUGUCAGUUCUUCAUUCCUAGUCCGACCCCCUGGUUAAAACAAGAAGAGUUGGAGACAGUGGAAAGCGCAGUUCCUCAACAAUUGGAAUUGCAACCUAGAAUUGAUGAUACAGAGCUUCCGAAUUAUUUUAAGAUGCAAAGUUCCAGUGCAAUAGAAAUGGUGGGUGAUUCAUCCCUUCCUCAACAGUCAGAAAACCAUAAUGAGGGGGACCUAUGUGACUCUAAGCCAUGUGGAGAAGUGUUGGGGGAACAAUUAUGCCUUAACACAGAGGUGAGCAUGCAGAGCCAAGGAUACAGUUCUGAGUGUAACUGGUAUGGGAAAGACAUUCUUUCUUUCCUCAAGGAAACCUCUACUGGACAGAACGUUUCUGAUCUUAAUCAGUGUGGGAAAAUCUUCAGUCUGACUCCAAACAUCAUGUACCCGAGCACUAGCACAAAUGAGAAGCCCUUUGAAUGCACAGACUGUGAGACAGCCUUUUUUAAUCCGUCGUACUUUCAGACAGAUUUGAGGCCUCACAAUGGAGGAGAGCCCUAUGACUGGAAUAAAUAUGGGAAUGGUUUUAUUCACCCCACAAGCUUUGCUAUGCAUCUUCCAAUUCUCAAUGCAAGAAACCCCUACAAGUUUGAGGAGUGUGGAAAGGACUUUCAGUAUUUUGCAUGCCUUAAUAAUCCCAUGGGAAUGUGCACUGGAGAUAAGUUCUGUGACUGCAAGGAAUGUUGGAAAGCCUUCACGGUUUCCUCACACCUAACUCAGUAUGUCUCAAUUCAUACUGAAGAAAAAUCCAAAGUAUGUAAGAUAUGUGGGAAGUCCUUUGCUAAUUUUUCUCGACUUUCUGCACAUGUAAAAACUCACAAUGAAGAAAAGCCCUUUGUAUGCAAGGAGUGUGGAAAGGCCUUUAAAAAUAUGUCAUACCUUAAUGAUCACGUUAGAAUUCACACUGGAAUAAAAUCAUACAAAUGUAUGGAAUGUGGGAAAGCCUUCCUUCGAUGGUCAGGCCUUACUGAACACAUAAGAGUUCACACUGGGGAAAAGCCUUACGAAUGUAAGGAAUGUGGAAAAACCUUUUCUAGAUCUACUCAGCUUACUGAACAUAUAAGAACACACACUGGAAUCAAACCUUAUGAAUGUAAGGAGUGUGGGAAAGCCUUCACUCAGUACUCAGGCCUUGCCACACAUGUACGAAUUCAUAGUGGAGAGAAGCCCUUUGAAUGUAAGGAAUGUGGGAAGGCCUUUACCAGGACCUCUGGCCUGAUUCAUCAUGUGAGAACUCACACAGGAGAGAAGCCUUUUGAAUGUGUUCAUUGUGGGAAAACCUUUAUAACUUCCUCCCAUCGCACAAAACAUCUGAAAAUUCACAGUGGCGAAAAGCCCUUUGUGUGUAAUAUAUGUGGGAAAGCAUUUAUAUAUUCCACAUCCCUUAACAUUCACAUGCGAACCCAUACUGGAGAGAAGCCCUAUAUAUGUAAGCAGUGUGGGAAAGCAUUCGCUGUUUACUCACGUCUAAGGAAACAUAGCAGAGUCCACACUGAAGAGAAGCCCUAUCAAUGUGAGGGUAUGAGUGUUGCUAUUUAGCCCAUCUGUUGCCACCUUUAAAUAUUGACAGUGACACCAAAGAUCAUCAAAUUAGUCUUAUCUGCUUUGUGUGGGUUAUAAUGGCUCACACUGGCCUUAGACACCAUCCUAAUUUUGUGAAACAGGAUUAUUUAGUUGUCCCUCAAACUUUCUUUUGGGCAGUGCUGAGGAUUGGCCUUGAAAAUCACACAUGCUAGGCAAGCACUCAAUCACUGAGCUACAUCCCUGGAACCUUUUCAUGGAUAUCAGAGUCUGAAUAUUUGUGGGUCAUAAAUGAGGCCAGUAUACAAGAUGGCCUCAUUCUGAUGCUUUACUCUUAGUGAUUAUAACAUUUCUAAAUGCUAUAAAAUAAUGAAACAGAUUUGAUCCUUUUGUUUAGUGGCUGCCAGUGUGUCUUGUUAAUGUGAAAAUUCACCACAAGCCAAAAUAAUAUAGGACACAGGUGGUUUGUGGAAAGACAUAAUCCAGGCAACUAUUCUGACCCCAUUGAUUCCAAUAAGCAUACCAAGAAACAUCCCUAUCUGUUCUUAGUAGCUGUUCUAUCGACAGAUGUUAUCUCUGUGUUCCUUUAUAAAAUUCAAAAAGUGCAUUCCAUCCCACCUUUUGGGAUCUAUUUUGGAUUGAAUUGGCAGUAACUUUGUUCAUAUUUCCAAUGUCCGUUCCUCAGUUUGGUUGAGAUUGAUCUGUGCAUUGAACUGAGUGUUGUAAAUGCUAGGUAAGUAUUCUGCCACUAAGCUAGAUCCCUAGCUGGCUCUUAGUCUUUUUUAUACAAACUUCUCAGUUAUUGUAAUGUGGAUUGGCUGAGAGUUUUUCAAGGUACAGUUCUCUUUUGUUGAACAAUUCCUUCUUAGCUUCAGUAGUUUCCCCUUUCAUAUUUUACUAAAAAGCACUCAAGAGGAACCAAGUUGCUCCUUUUGAACACUUUAAUUACAGCUCUUACAUACAUUUCUUAUAUUAUCACUCUCAAGUUCUAACUUCCACACAAAAUGCAAGGUUCAUGACCAUUACAUAUCACUGAUUGCUUUUUCUUCAUGUUCUAGUAACAUGUUCUUCCUUCUUAAGGGAGCCCUCACCAGAAUAGUGUCUACCUAUCACUCAGUUUCAAAGUUACUUGCAUCUGUUUAAGUGUUCUUUUACUGCAGUACCCAGGACCACAAAACACCAUAGCCAGCACUGGCAAAAUGGCUUAAAUCAAAUCAGGAACUGAGGUCAGUCCCAGGUACCUCCAUAGUAAAGGGACAGGAUGGACUGCUACAAGUUGUCCUCUACUUUACAUGCAUACCACAGCUUGCACACACACUUAGUGUACCACCAUAAAUAUAACAACAACAACAAAACUAAGUUGUUUUGGGUUAGCAUAGUAUUGGGUUCCAUUAUGACAUUUUCAUAUUUAUAUGUUAUUGUACUCUAUUCUCAUUAGCUUACCACUUUUUGGAUAGAAUUUAGGGCUGUGGGUUUAGCUCAGUGGUAAUAGUCCUUGCCUAGCAUAUGCAGAACUAGUUUUUAUCUCCAGCCCUGGACAGAUAAUAUACAGCAAUUUACUUUCUCAUACAAGAAAACAGCAUGGGAGCUAGUGAAAUGGUUCUGAGGGGAAAGCUCUUGCCAUGCAAACAUGAGGACCAGAUUUGGAUCCUCAGAACCCAUCUAACUGCCAGGUGGGCAUGGAGGCCCUCCUGUCAUCCCAAUGCUUGGGAAGCAAGAUGGGAAUCCUCAGGUGAUUUGAGUAGCUAGGUUACUUGAAUCCAUGAGCUCUGAGUUCAGCAAGAGACCCUGCUUUGAUAAAUAGAGUGGAAAGUGAUUGGGGACACCUGAUAUUAUCUUUUGGCUUCCACAUGCCGUGUGCAAAUGUGUAUCACAUACCAGCCUGCGUAUAUACACACAUUAAAAAAAAUAACAGCAUGUUUGACUUCUGCUGCAGACUUUUACUGGCAUGCAGUCUCUUUCACAUGACAAAGCCUGAAAAUGAGGUUUUCUUUCUCUUCUGAUAAAAUCAUAGCCUUGUUGGGUGAGGUUUCCACUCAUUGUCCUUGCCUAACAAAUGGAAUUCUAAAGACCCUACCUGGACAAUCAUGCUGUGGGUUAGAUUUAACCUGAAUUUGAGAGGGUCAUCAGUUCAGUACAUGUAUGUAUAGAUUCUUUUGGUUUCCUAGACAGGUAGUCAUACCUGUAGAUAAUGACUUUUUUUCUAUUUUAGUUGUUACUUUUACAGAAAUGAGUAUGAUGUCCAGCACACUAGUCAAAGUAGUAAAAGCGUAUUUUUCUUUAGAAUUAUAAUGAGGUAUGCUCUCCAUCAUACUGAUUCGCUUAUUAGAUAGUUUUUUUUUUAAUAUCUGGAUUUUACAUAAUGAUUUUAUAGUAUAUCUUUAUUGGUGAAGUAAAAUUCCUCUUGGAUUCAUUCAUUGCUUUCCCUGUAUCUUCUGUGAUGACUUGUACUCAUUUGCUGGUAAGACUAAAGUACCUAGGAUUUCCUUGGUCCGUAAUACCUAAUAAAUACUGGAAUGAGUAAAAGGACUCUAAAAUAAAAGCAGUCAUUUAUUAAUGAUGAUUAUAUAUUAGUUGUCUCAUCUUAACCUUAAAUUCCUAGAUAUAUUCAACUUGGACAUUAAGGAUCAUUUUUGUUUUGUGUGAUUGCUGAGGAUCAAACAAACCCAGGAUUAGGCAGGCACUCUGCCACUGAGCUACAAUCUUGAGACAAAUGGAUCCUUUUUACUACUUAGUGUUGAUUAUGUUUACUCACAUAAAGCUUAUCAUAGAUAAUCUUGAGUAACAUUGACGUGUAAGUUUUCCUUGUGCAAGAAGGAAUGGAGCAGGGGAUAGGUAGAGUUUCUGUUUAUCAAUCAAUGUACAAGAUCCUGGUUUCAAUCCUCAGCACCACCAAAACAAAUUUUUAAAAUGAAUUGACUGGUUUUUAGCUGUAGAUUAGAACAGUGUCAUAUACUACAAUUAAGUGUAUUCCUCACUUUUCUAAAUUCUUAACCUGUUCAGUUAUCCUGAUCUAGAAUAGUUGAUACUGUUUUGGGUACCUUAUCUUAAACUGUUCGAUAUCUUUUAUGUUUAUAGGACACCUAAUAUUUACAAUAUCAUUUAAAAUUUUUGAGUAUAUUUUUCUAGGCAUGCUUUCAUUUUCACAUACAAAGCAAAAAUUUAUUUUUUUCUUAUAUUCCUAAUAUUUCCUGGUUGUAUAAUUAAAUUUACUUUGGGUCUGUCUUGCAUUCUGCAAUGAUUUCUUCUUGUAUUUCCAUUGAGUUGAUCUUGAAAGUAUCCAGUAUUCUUUCAGUGAGUAUCUGUCUCAAAAGCAGAGUGUGUUACCACCCACUUAGAGAUUGGAAGCCAAGUCGGGAGGGUCACAGAUUUAAGGGUAGCCUGAACCUGGGCUACUUCGUGAGACACUGUCUUAAAAAGAUAAAAACCAAAAUAAAACAGAAAAACAAACAAACAAACAAACACAAAUGCACCCAAAGGUGGAGUUGGGGGCCUGGUUAAUGAUUUGGGAGGGAAAAAUCAUCUUGAAAUAUUUAAACUUUCUUAUAUAGUUUUUAUUCCAUUCACUCUGGUAGGUAUUUACAUGGCUCUCUCUUUCUCUCUCUCUCUCUAUAUAUAUAUAAGCUUUCUUUUUGUAUCCUUAGUUAAAAAAUUUUUUUUUGUUGGGGGGGGGUGCUAGGAUUCAAACUUAGGGCUUUACACAUGCUAACCACUGACUUAUAACCCAGCUGUAGAUGUGUCUUUUAUACAUACUUUAGUUGGAGUUUUAAAACUCUGAAUACUUGAAAAAUCCUGAUUAACAAUUGUUUUAGACCAUUAUGUAUAAUGCAAUGAGUAACAAAUUGGAUUUUUAGCAACUUGGUUUUUUUUUUUCUUCUGUAUUUGUUGCAUGUACCUUCUCUUUGUAAUGAUAUUUUUAUUGAAAUUUUGCCCAGUGCUUGAAAUCUAUGUACUCCAUUUACUUUUAUUUUAGUUGCUAUUCUAAAACAUUAAAUCCAGUUUUAAAAUAAAAUCUGUUAAUAUCGUUUCUUUCUACCGGAGUAGACUAGACAAUUUGCAUACAGAUUCCCAUCAUUGACUUCCUGAGUGAGCAUCACAAUUGCAGAGACCGAGAAGGGAAUGCACCAUCAUACUGACAUAGAAGAAACUCAAAGGAACAGUGGAUGUUGUAGAGGAUUUAAUAUAUUUGCUGAGGAGAUGCUAAAUCACACAAAGUAGAACUUAGCCAAGGAAGUGCUGCCCCCCUCCUCCCCGCCCCCCAGUACCCCAAACUUAGUAGUGUGCUACUCAAGCCUGGUAGAGGUAAGCAAAUUCAUGAUUCAUGAUGUAAAUGUUUGUUCACAGGCCUGACUGGUCAGCCAUUAGUCUCAUCCCCAAAGAACAUGCCUUUAACAGGCAGCUCCAGGGGGCAGCGCAGGGUCACAAUGGAUGUUAAAUCCUGGCCUGCUGUAAAUUCCCAGUUCUUUUCUUGAGAAAAGCAUAAUUCUGUUGAAAGGGCAAUAUGACCCUGGGUCACAUCUGUUUGAAAAGAGCAGCACUGGUGUACUUAAAUAAUUUUGGCAAUGUUUUUGCUUUGUGAAUCAUCUCUCUGUCCAGGUGGCUAGACUUGCAGUCUCCUGUCUCUGUUUAUAAAUGUUAAAAGUGUAAGCUGGGACCUAAAAGAUUUAAGGAUGACUGUGUGUAAAAUGCAUAACCCUAAGGUGUAUAUAAGUUAGCAAAAUUUUCUAUUUAAGGCCAGCUCUUAUUGGCGCGUUAGCCCCAUUUGGCAGUGUGCUUAAUAAAGAGCUUUUCCUUCCGUU
Messenger RNA from Peromyscus maniculatus bairdii (prairie deer mouse), 7000 nucleotides. It is a transcript of the gene Znf561, whose product is annotated as zinc finger protein 561. Gene Ontology annotation, biological process: regulation of transcription by RNA polymerase II. NCBI's taxonomy places the organism in Eukaryota, Metazoa, Chordata, Mammalia, Rodentia, Cricetidae. Gene Ontology annotation, cellular component: nucleus. Gene Ontology annotation, molecular function: DNA-binding transcription activator activity, RNA polymerase II-specific; RNA polymerase II cis-regulatory region sequence-specific DNA binding. The record is from RefSeq and is a predicted model, not a curated record.